Capsicum annuum is the source of this 2075-nucleotide messenger RNA. RefSeq names its product nucleotide pyrophosphatase/phosphodiesterase. Gene Ontology annotation, molecular function: metal ion binding; acid phosphatase activity. The record is from RefSeq and is a predicted model, not a curated record. Lineage: Eukaryota; Viridiplantae; Streptophyta; Magnoliopsida; Solanales; Solanaceae. The transcript is spliced from 13 exons. Bases 1 to 1938 code for a protein of 645 amino acids.
AUGUCCUCUCCAAUGGCUUCUUCCUCCAAAUUUUCUAAAAUUUUAUCACCAAUUCUAUUCUUCAUUUUGUUCUUCAUCUCUCCUUCAUUUUCAUCUUCUUCAAAUAAUUAUACAUUAUCAAACAUAGUUGUAAAUUCAACAUCUGAAUUUAUUAACCAUACAGCUAUAUCCGAAUUCCGAAUACUGAACCGAAGAGUCCUACCCAAAUGCCCCGACCCGAACCCGUAUAUUAGUAUAACUACUUCCUCAAAUUCAACCCUUUCUGAUGAGGACUUUGUUACUGUUCAUAUUUCUGGAAUUUUGGAUCCUUCUAAAGGAGAGUACUGGGUUGCCAUGAUUUCACCUUCACAUGCUGACACAUCAAGUUGCCCCUAUAAUUUCCUACUAUAUCAACAGACUGGUGAUUUCUCUGAACUUCCACUCCUUUGCCGUUACCCUGUCAAGGCACAAUAUUUAAGCAAGGAUCCAGAUUUUCUAAGUUGCAAGAAGAGUGAGUGCAAGAAGUAUGUGAAGGGAAGAUGUGCAGUGAGAACAUGUAGUGCCUCUCUCACAUUUCAUGUUGUUAAUUUUAGGACAGACAUUGAGUUUGUGUUGUUUGCUGGUGGAUUUGCAACUCCUUGCAUCCUCAAGAAAUCACACAAUAAAUUGAGCUUCACUAAUCCUAAACAGCCCUUAUAUGGCCAUAUCUCUAGCAUCGAUUCCACUGCGACAUCUAUGAGAGUAACAUGGGUUAGUGGGGAUAAAGCACCUCAACAAUUGCAGUAUGGAGAUAAAAAAUCUGAAACAUCACUAGUUUCAACCUUUACCCAACAUGACAUGUGCAGUUUGUUCAUAAAAAGUCCAGCCAAGGACUUUGGGUGGCAUGACCCUGGCUUCAUUCAUUCAGCAGUAAUGACUGGCCUUAAUUCUUCCACCACAUACUCCUACACAUAUGGAAGUGAUUCAAGUGGUUGGAGUGAAAAAAUAAGCUUCAAAACACCACCAGCAGGAGGAACAAAUGAGGUUAAAUUUUUGGCAUAUGGAGAUAUGGGAAAGGCUCCUAGAGAUCCGUCUCGUGAACAUUUUAUUCAGCCAGGAUCAUUAUCAGUGGUGAAGGCUAUUGCUGAUGAAGUAUCAGCUGGGAAUGUAGAUUCUGUAUUCCACAUUGGUGAUAUAAGUUAUGCCACUGGAUUUCUUGUAGAGUGGGACUAUUUUCUUCAAUUAAUCACUCCAGUUGCUUCUCAUGUUUCUUACAUGACUGCUAUUGGAAAUCAUGAAAGGGAUUAUGUAGCUUCAGAAUCAGUGUAUAUAACACCAGACUCAGGUGGAGAAUGUGGUGUGCCUUAUGAAACUUAUUUUCAAAUGCCAACACCUGCUAAAGAUAAACCAUGGUACUCUAUUGAGCAAGGAAGUGUUCACUUCACUGUUAUUUCAACUGAACAUGAUUGGUCUCAAAACUCAGAACAGUAUGAAUGGAUGAAGAGCGAUAUGGCUUCAGUUGAUCGAACGAGAACGCCUUGGUUAAUUUUUACUGGGCAUCGACCCAUGUAUUCUUCUGUCCAUGGUGGAAUAUUUCUUAAAAAUGUUGAUGAGAAUUUUGUCAAAAAUGUUGAGCCCUUACUGAUGGAAAACAAGGUUGAUCUAGCAUUAUGGGGACAUGUUCACAACUAUGAGAGGACUUGUGCAGUAUAUCAGAAGGAAUGUAAAGCAUUACCUACUAAAGAUGCAAGUGGAAUUGAUACGUAUGAUAAUACCAAUUAUAGGGCACCAGUUCAUGCUGUUAUUGGAAUGGCAGGUUUUACCUUGGACAAAUUCCCUUACGUGGCUGAUGAGUGGAGUUUGGUAAGAACAGCUGAAUUUGGAUACGUGCGAGUUCAUGCAACAAGAAAUGCAUUGACAAUUGAAUAUGUGAAUGCAAAUACAAGAAAGUUGGAAGACAGUUUUCAAAUCACCAGAUAAAUAGAGAUUAUACACUGGUAGAACAAAACUGUGUAAUACAAAGUAUAAGGGAAGUUAAUUAUAUGGAAUACAUAAAAAAUAUAGAAGAAACAAUGUCUCAAAUAUUUGUUUCUUCAAUAAAGGUGCUUCUUUGUUGA